Molecule: messenger RNA, 969 nt
Organism: Diaporthe citri
Lineage: Eukaryota; Fungi; Ascomycota; Sordariomycetes; Diaporthales; Diaporthaceae
Exons: 3
Coding region: 1-969 (322 amino acids)
Source: RefSeq, a predicted model, not a curated record
AUGCACUUCCCCACAGCGCUCAUGGUCCUCGCGACCUUGUCAUCGCCCUCUGUCUCCGCUCCCCUCGAGCCACGGGCCAACUUUGAUGCGCCUCCAGGAGGUGACGUUACCAUCCUCAACUAUGCCUUGACACUCGAGUAUCUCGAGAGAAAGUUCUAUCAGCAAGGUCUAGCGAACUACACCGAAGGCGACUUCCGCAAGGCUGGGUUCUCUCGCGAGUUCUAUAAGAACCUGAAGGAGAUAUACUUUGAUGAACAGACACAUGUCUCAUUCCUCGCAGGUGCUCUCGGUUCUGCCGCCAUCAAGGAGCCCACUUUUGCCUUCCCCAGCAAGGAUGCCAAAUCAUUUGCGCAGCUUGCCUCAGUCCUCGAAGGCGUCGGCGUUUCUGCAUAUCUCGGUGCGGCAGCGGCUAUCGCCAAUAAGGCCUACUUGACUGCAGCAGGCUCGAUCCUGACUGUUGAAUCGCGUCACUCGUCCUACGUCAGAGAUGCCCUUGGCCAAGCACCCUUCCCCAAGCCGUUUGACACACCGCUGGACUUCAACGCGGUCUACAGCCUGGCCGCUGGGUUCAUCACCGGCUUCGCGCCGGGAACGCCGGCGCUGCCGUUCAAGGCGUUCCCGCCACUGACAGUCCAGCCGAGCAAGAAGGCGUACGUAGCGGGCAAGUCGCCCGUGACUUUUACUGGUGCGUACGCCAAUGCGAAGGGUGCUGGGUUGGCACAGGAGAAGACGCCCGUAUACGCCGUGUUCUACUCCGGCUUGGACACAUAUUAUGUGCCUGCGACAAUCGCACCGGGUGGCAAGGACUACCAGAUUAGUUGCAUCCCCGCCGGGAACGCCACAAAGGGACUGCUACCUCCUACUGGACAGGUCUAUGUCGUGCUGAGCACUGCUGAUGGGACCAAGGUCAAAGCCGCUGAUGAGAAUACUAUAUCAGGAGUUGGUGUGUUGGAGGUUACUUCCAAGUAG